Messenger RNA from Alligator mississippiensis (American alligator), 2846 nucleotides. Its product is annotated as zinc finger protein 24. The coding region runs from base 92 to 1348 and encodes 418 amino acids. Gene Ontology annotation, molecular function: RNA polymerase II cis-regulatory region sequence-specific DNA binding; DNA-binding transcription factor activity, RNA polymerase II-specific. The transcript has 5 exons. Gene Ontology annotation, biological process: regulation of transcription by RNA polymerase II. The record is from RefSeq and is a predicted model, not a curated record. Lineage: Eukaryota; Metazoa; Chordata; Crocodylia; Alligatoridae.
GGGGAGCGGCGCGGGGCCGGGCGCGGGGUGCCCAGUGGACGGGACGCUGCCAGCAGGCCUCUUCUGUCCCCCCGUGCAGCCCCCGGCCAGGAUGGAAAGGCAGGGCCCGGCAGGCCCCAGGCUCGGGGCCGGAGCCGCGUGGGCAGGGGAUGCGCCUUGUGCCAUCCAGGAGUCGCCGAGCUGGGCAGCGAGGCGGCAGGUCAAGCAGGAGCCGGAGGAGGAGCCGGGCCAGUGCUGCGGGGAUCGGUGGCAAGAGGGGCUACCUGCCCUGCACCCCUCUGCCCCAGUGACAACGGAGCUGCCACCGGGGGACGAAAACCGCCUGAGCCCAGAGAUGCGGCGCCGGCGUUUCCGGGGCUUCCGCUACCAGGAGGCCGCGGGGCCGCGGGAGGUGUGCGGCCGGCUGCGGGAGCUGUGCCGGGGCUGGCUGGAGCCCCAGCGCCGCAGCAAGGAGCAGAUGCUGGAGCUGGUGGUGCUGGAGCAGUUCCUGGCCAUCCUGCCCCGGGAGAUGCAGAGCUGGGAGUGGGGCUGCGGCGUGCAGACCUGCGCCGAGGCCGUGACCCUGGCCGAGGGGUUUCAGCUGGGACAGGUGGAGGACGAGAAGCUGCAGGUCAUAGUGCGUGUGAAGGUCGAGGACGACGCCGUAGACGGGGCAGGACAGGACGAGACCCCAGGGUCCCUGCAUGAGCCACCUUGUUUCCCCACGGAGGGGCCCCCGCCCCUCCAGGAGUCAGAUUCCCCCGACACGGAGGAGACCUGGGACUCGUCAGCAAAUGAAAGCUCCUCAGGCUUGUGCCCCAAAAGGAGGUCAUCCCCGGGAGCAGCAGGUGCCCAGAUGUCAGAGGUCACCGAGGAGCAGCCGGCCCCCGGCCCGGGGGAGCAUCGUCACUGGUGUGCUGAGUGCAAGAAACCAUUUGCUCACCUGUCCUCCCUGUCCCGGCACCGCCGCCUCCACGCAGGGGAGAAGCCCCAUGGCUGCUUCGAAUGCAAGAAACGUUUUGUGAGCCGCUCAGACCUGGCCCGGCACCGCCGCGUGCAUACAGGGGAGAAGCCGUACCGCUGCCCCCAGUGCCCCAAGAGCUUUGCCCAGCAUGCCCACCUAGCCCAGCACCGGCGCAUCCACUCCGGGGAGCGCCCAUACGGCUGCCCCGACUGCGGCAGGUGCUUCACGCAGCCCUGCAGCCUGGCCCAGCACCAGUGCAUCCCCUCUGGGGACCCCUUGGCUGCCUAUGGACAGAGCUUUCGGUGCACCUCUGGUCCCAGCCCGCAGCUGCACUCGGGUGAGCCAACUCAUCCCCACACUGAGGGCCUGAAGAGAUUUGCCUUGCCCUUGUCCCUCACAAGGUAGGACGUGGCGGGGCCUUGUAUGUGCUGGGGCAAAGAAGAGGAAGGUCCCUGUCAGCAUGUGUCCCAGAUGAGCUAGCUCAGAGCUGCCUCUGGCCUUGUACAGACCUUCAUUUACUCCUGGGAGAGUGUGCUGCUCUCCCAGGGGAAAUUGCGAGUGUGCAGACGUUUGGGCCUUUUCUCCCAGAGUAAAAAUGGCUGCUCCAGGAGGAAAAUAUCUGGGGUUCAAUCAUGCCUGAGAGAAUUUCUCCUGGGAGAGCGAAUGUCCUCUUCAUUCCUCUGGAGGUCGGAGUCUGGCCCUGAAGGAGCAUGAGGGGCAUCAGGCCAGAUGUCAUCAGGCAUCUGACCCUACAUGGAUCCUGCGGUGUCCCCCAGAGCCCAAUUCAGGUUUUCUUUUUACCAUCUCAACCAUAAUUCAGUCUUGCCAGACCUAAACGGGGCGUUCCUGGGGCAGGUCUCUACCCAUCUCCAGAGUCGUGAGAUAGGCACGAACCAGAGGCUGGAGGCCUAUGCAGGUGCAAAAGACUGGGAUUUCCCAGCCCUGCUCUUCUUCCAGUGGCUUCAUGGAGAUCCUGGGGCUGCUCCCAGUCGCACCGUUGUGAAGGACUUGAGGGCAGGGUAGAGCUGCACCCACAGGAGGUAGGACCCACUGCAGACCCCCAGAUUUCAUGGGACAAGGAAGAAGGUUCCCCCCGCAAGCUCCUAGGAGAUAGUUUGGAUCUCAGCUAGCUGCAUCAGCUAGAGACAAAGCGCCCCAGAUUGACUUUGUCCACACACAGCAUCUAUCGGUUGGAGGGGACUUGAACUUCCAAAAGCCCUAUUGCUGCCCUUGCCUUCUGGUUAUCUGGAGCUAGGGGUGGAUGCAGAAGGGGUGCGGUGGCAUGGUGACAUCCCCACCUUUUGGAUUGUACUGUGCUAUAAGCCUCUGAGGACUCUUCACAAUCCCUAAAGCUGGUGAAAAUCCUCCCUUCUCAGUCCCCCCCCGGGUCUCAGGCAAGAAGCACCAGAGUCCCUGCCUGGAAUCUCUAUUAGCAGCUGAGGUCCCUCUGGGGCAGCUUCAGGGAUGAUAUCCAGUGCCAUGAUAGUAAUUUUGCUAAGGGUUUAGGGUGCUGGGUUUGUCUGGAAUGGGUUGGAUGGGUCUGAUCCUGCCUGGGGCAAGGAGUUGGACUGGAUGCGACCUCCACAGCUCCCUUCUGGCCCUAUUUCUCUCGGACUCAAUGCACUGAAGAGGAUGGAAAAAGGGGGGGGUCACCUGCUUUAGAGACUUAAAGAGACCUCAUGGUCUCCUUCUUACUGGAGGAAACUAGGAGCAGGGUGGGUCGAUGCUUCCGCACCCCCUUUGGAAGAUCCUGGAUCUGUCCCUGGUUGCAAUGGCUUCCUCUGGUCAGAGUUACAACCCUCCUGUCCAUUCAGCCGGCAUUUGCAGGGGUUCGUUAGACAUUGCAAAGGCGUCCAGGCUACGUUCUGCCAAACGAAGGAUCCCAUUAAAGUUUCUCCUUGGA